AUGUCUGCACAUGAGCAUCCAUCGUCAAUAGAGGCCAUUCCCAAGAAUCCAGUUGCCGAGCCCGUGACUCAAGGACCGGGAACAGGUGCCGUUUCCUCUCGGGAGUUGACUUCCAGUCUAGGCGGAACCAUGGAGGCGAAAGGGCCUCCGCAAUUUUCGAGCGCGUGUGUGCUCAAAGAACUCGCUAAAAGGCGAGAUAUUCUGCGGCAACAGAUCGACUCGCCUGCGGGGAGGCUCCACACGACAAAGCUCCGUGAACAAAGUUCAAUUUGCAAACGGGAACAUGCCGCAAAAGCGGGGAGAAGUCGAGCUGAAAGUAGAUUCGAUAGAUCAUAUCUGUUGAAGUCCUUUUCGCUCUGUAAAAAUGGUUCUCGAGAAAUUUCCACGGGCCGCGGCUCCAUUGGGUAUUAUUAG
Coccidioides immitis RS is the source of this 414-nucleotide messenger RNA. RefSeq lists its product as uncharacterized. The record is from RefSeq and is a predicted model, not a curated record. The transcript has 3 exons. Lineage: Eukaryota; Fungi; Ascomycota; Eurotiomycetes; Onygenales; Onygenaceae. Bases 1 to 414 code for a protein of 137 amino acids.